Molecule: messenger RNA, 1554 nt
Organism: Pterocles gutturalis (yellow-throated sandgrouse)
Lineage: Eukaryota; Metazoa; Chordata; Aves; Pterocliformes; Pteroclidae
Product: cadherin-6
Exons: 7
Biological process (GO): adherens junction organization; homophilic cell-cell adhesion; calcium-dependent cell-cell adhesion
Cellular component (GO): plasma membrane; catenin complex; adherens junction
Molecular function (GO): cadherin binding; calcium ion binding
Source: RefSeq, a predicted model, not a curated record
GAUCUCUUGAGACUGCAAAGACUGUUUAAAGAAGGAAGACGGCAUGAGAUUGGAUUCAGUGCAGUAAAGUAGGUUAGUUUGAGGACAAGAAAAAAAGAGUAAUUAUUUAGAUCUUCUUGUGUUGCCGUGAUGAGAACUUACCAUUGUUUCUGGCUGCUGUUUUGGGCUGGUCAGCCCCACCAAAGUUUCUUAACCCCAUUAUCCAAAAGGACUAGUGGCUUUCCAGAAAAGGAAAAGGUUUUGGUAUUGUCUGGAAACAGCAGGCAAGACCUCCAUCGUUCCAAAAGGAGCUGGAUGUGGAAUCAGUUCUUUUUAUUGGAGGAAUACACAGGAACUGACUACCAAUAUGUUGGCAAGCUGCAUUCAGACCAGGAUAAAGGAGAUGGAUCACUUAAGUACAUCCUUUCUGGAGAUGGAGCAGGAGACCUCUUCAUUAUCAAUGAAAACACUGGUGACAUCCAGGCCACAAAGAGACUAGACAGGGAAGAAAAGCCUGUAUACAUACUCCGUGCCCAGGCUAUAAACAGAAGGACUGGAAGACCAGUGGAACCAGAAUCUGAGUUCAUCAUUAAGAUCCAUGAUAUCAAUGACAAUGAGCCAAUGUUUACAAAGGACAUUUACAAUGCCAGCAUUCCCGAAAUGUCAGAUGUUGGUACCUUUGUUGUGCAAGUCACUGCAACUGAUGCUGACGAUCCUACAUAUGGGAACAGUGCUAAAGUUGUCUACAGCAUUCUCCAGGGACAACCAUAUUUCUCUGUUGAAUCCGAGACAGGCAUUAUUAAAACUGCUUUGCUAAACAUGGACCGUGAAAACAGGGAGCAGUACCAAGUGGUCAUCCAGGCUAAGGACAUGGGAGGCCAGAUGGGUGGAUUAUCAGGAACCACCACCGUGAACAUCACAUUGACUGACGUAAACGACAAUCCGCCUCGCUUCCCCCAGAGCACAUACCAAUUCAGAGCUCCUGAGUCUACGCCACCUGACUCACCAGUUGGCAGGAUAAAAGCUAAUGAUGCUGACGUGGAUGAAAAUGCAGAGAUUGAAUACAGCAUCACUGAGGGGGAUGGACAUGACAUGUUUGGAAUUACCACAGACAAGGACACGCAGGAAGGAAUUAUAACUGUCAAAAAGACAUUGGAUUUUGAAAAUAAAAACCUAUAUAUUCUGAAAGUGGAAGCUACAAAUACUCAUGUGGACCCUCGAUUCCUCUACCUGGGGCCAUUUAAGGACUCAGCUACAGUCAGAAUUCAGGUGGAGGAUGUAGAUGAACCUCCCGUGUUCAGCAGACCAGCAUACAUAAUGGAGGUGAAAGAAGAUGUUCCAAUAAACAGUAUAAUAGGAACAGUAACUGCUCAGGAUCCAGAUGCUGCCAGGAACCCUGUCAAGUACUCUGUAGAUCGACACACUGAUAUGGACAGAGUAUUCAACAUCAAUUCAGGAAAUGGUUCGAUAUUUACUUCAAAACCCCUUGACCGGGAAACACUGCUAUGGCACAACAUUACAGUAAUAGCAGCAGAGAUCAGUAAGUCAAACCUAAAUACCACUGCUGUCCCUGAU